Notolabrus celidotus (New Zealand spotty) is the source of this 3275-nucleotide messenger RNA. Its product is annotated as protein cordon-bleu-like. NCBI's taxonomy places the organism in Eukaryota, Metazoa, Chordata, Actinopteri, Labriformes, Labridae. Gene Ontology annotation, molecular function: actin monomer binding. The transcript is spliced from 10 exons. The record is from RefSeq and is a predicted model, not a curated record. The coding region runs from base 357 to 2810 and encodes 817 amino acids.
AGGGCGUUGACUUUAAUCAAACUGUAUAAAGCGACUGCUGCUCUGUGAUGGGAAAGGACUACACGGGGUCAAAGGUCACGACAGAGGGAGGCGGAGAGGGCAGGGUCGUUAAUUAAAACAGCGUCGUAAACGGUUGGACGUUGUUGCUCUGUAGUUUUCAGCAGAAACAGUUGUUUUUUGGCACUCCUGCGCGUGCGUCAACGUUUAACGGCAAUUUUGAUAUUUUUUCGCUAUUCGGUGAGAAAAGUUAGUUUGGACUGUUUUUUUUACCUGUUUGAAGACGUUUCUACUCAGGAGGUUUCCCUGACGUCAGCAGCAGCAGCAGCAGAUCUGGAGAGGCUUCAAAUUCGCUUGAGAUGGAUGAGCAGGUGAAUCCACUGGAUAGGGACCACUGUCUGUCUGUGGUUCUGCCAGGAGGGCUGGAGAAGCAUGCCACGGUGCAUGGGAGUAAACCAGUAAUGGACCUCCUUGUGACCCUUUGCGCGAGUUACCACCUCAACCCGUCUGACUACACUGUCGAGGUUCUCUCGCCCAACAAGAACAACAUCCGCUUCAAGCCGAACUCUCCCAUCGGAUCACUGGAAGCAGAUAAGAUUGUGCUGAAGCCUAAAGCCACAGAGGAGAAGAUCAGGAGGCCGUACAUGCCCGAGCCGUCAGUGCGCCUGCUGAUCAACUACAACAAGUCCCACAAGGCUGUGGUGCGCGUGAAUCCCCAAGUGCCCAUUGAGCUGCUGAUGCCGGCGGUGUGCGACAAGUGUGAGUUUCAGGUAGAAACGACCAUUCUGCUGAGAGACGCGCUGUCCAACGAGCCGCUGGAUCUGACCAAGAGCUUGAACGAACAUGGCGUGAGGGAGGUGUUCGCCAAAGACACAGGCGUUGAGCAUCAACAACGAGACAAGACACCUGAAACAGCUGUCACGCCGACAGAGGUCAUCACACCACCUCCUCAACAAGACCCACCACAGAUGGAGAAGAAGCAGAAGGAGAACUCCGGGUUUCUCAGCUUGUUCAGGAAGAAGAAGAAGAAGACUCAGACGGAGGGGAGUCAGAGUGCUCCACCUUCUCCCGGGCUCAAAUUGGGAGUCAGUGCGAACGUGCAGAGUGUUUCUUCUUCUUCUAACACUCUGACGGUAGACAUGCCGAAGAAGAGGCGAGCCCCUCAGCCGCCCAUGGGUGGGUCACUCAGCGUCCCCAACAACCUCACCACCUGUCAUGUAAGAGGAGCACAGAGGUCUGCAGAGUCCACAUUAAGGAGCACCAAGAGGAGGGCCCCUCCCCCUCCCUGUGUGAACCACCACCUGGAGCCACAUGCAGACACUGAAGGGACUCUUGACUCCCUGCACCCUUUGGCCGACCUGCAAGAAAGUGAUGAGUCAGACUCUAUAGCCCUGUCGUUCUCAUCAUCGUCAUCCCCACGACCAUCCCAAUCACGGUCAUCCUCAUCCUUCUCACAUCCAUCGCGUUCUCGUUUCCACGAAGUCGCCGAGCACCUGCCUUCUUUACGAGGGAAAGACCUCUCUGAUGCUCGCUGUGCCCUCGCCAAAGUGUUGACGUCGUCUGUUAGCAAAGGAGCGCUUGUGAGGCGUUUGGGCUCUGCCACCUUACCAAAAUUACGCAGUUCCUCUUUUAUGUCGGUGCCUCACAGGCGCUCAGAAAAUGGACUCGUCUGUGUAGAACUUGAUCCUAAUCUACCAACCGACCCCGUUGAGCCGGAGUGGGAGGAUCCGAUUCAGAGGAGGAUGACCACCUUCAAAGUGGUUCCAUCCAAGAAACAGAGGUCAACAGAUGCAGAAAUCACCCUGAGGAUCCCUGAACACAUCCAAAUAGAGAAAACCCCAACAGAAGAAGCUUCUAUGCAGGUUGGGGAUGACCAACCUGAGGCAGAGGAAGAUCCAUUAAGAAUGAAAACGCCUUCGAUGAGUCCUGAGCACUCUUCUGAGGAGGCUCCAAAAUCUCCUCCAGAUCUGGAUUUGGACAGCAAUCUGGGCUGCGAAAGCUCAAGUCCAUCUGACGUUGGGGAAACCAUUGAAAGAGAUGAAGAAGAAGAAUCGGAAUCUUCAUCUGAGGAGGUGAAAGCAGACGAAGAAGAACCUGAAGCUUUAUCAGAGGUGGUUAAAGCAGCAGAAGAAGAACCUGAAGCUUUAUCAGAGGUGGUUAAAGCAGCAGAAGAAGAACCUGAAGCUUCAUCUGAGGUGGUUAAAGCAGCAGAAGAAGAACCUGAAGCUGUGAUAGAAGUAGUUAAAGCAGCAGAAGAAGAACCUGAAGCUUCAUCUGAGGUGGUUAAAGCAGCAGAAGAAGAACCUGAAGCUGUGAUAGAGGUAGUUCAAGCAGCUGAAGAACUUCCAAGUGAGUUUCAGAGCAACUGCGAGGAUCAGAGUGAUGUCCUUCGAAGCCUGAGUAGAGAGUCUGCAGAAUCAGAAACAGUUAAUUGUACUACAAACGCUCCUGAGAAAGACAUUGAGGAGGAUGGGGAUGACUGUUUCCCUCCACCUCCUCCACCUGUGUUCUUUAGUGAAGACGUAGACGCUACAACCGCUUCUUCUCAGCCACCAUAUCUGACCUUGAACGGGCAGAUUACUGAAGAGCACCAGAAUGGGCGCUCCACAGCCUCGCUUUACAAGUUGGCAGUCGCAGAAACACCUGAAGAAGAGCUCAGCGCUUCCCCUUCCAGGUUUGCACAAGCAGUGGCAUUGGCUGUGCAGAGGUCCCGGAGCCAGAGCCAUGGGAAAACUUUAGGCCCUCCAUCUCCCAGCGGUCCACACAGCACACUCCCAUCAUCGCCGAGGUCUAUAUACCAGUUUGGUGCCUGAGCGGCUUCCUUGCCCGUCUCUGAAUGGAAGUGUUUGUUUAGGGUGAGGAUUCAGAGACGACCAAGGACGCCAGACUCAAAAGGUCAGCUUAAUAAAAUCCUACAGAGGACUAAAUCAACUCUCCUGACGGGACGCACACUGACUUCACUUUUAUUUUUUUCUACUUUCUAAUUUUUUCUCCUCUCAGGACGCGUUGACUCUUCUUUUUUUACUCUCAUGAACUCUCUCUGUUUGUCUAAGACGCCAAAUGCACAGGACGUGAAUUGUUGAACUGACGACGUCCUGUUUUUUCUUUACUUCCUUUUGAGUUCUCAUUCAAGACGUGCCAAAUGACAUAACGCUGACGUGAGAGCUGUUUUUUUCAUUAUAAUGUCGUGUAAGUCUUAUUCUAUAUUUGUGCCAGUAUUUAUGUUUCCCUUGGGUGUUCUUUUUUUAUCCUUAAAGACUUUGAAUGUGCAGUCAGAA